GAAGCCUUUCCACUCGCUGUGUGUGUAUCACGUGUCUCUUCUGUCCAUUCAUGGAUACAUGCGUGAGUCGAAUUCGUGUGUCGAGAAACGAUGAAUGGAUACAGGACAGACAUCGACUUGGUCUCAAUGUACUUGUGUGUGAGCGCUACAUCCAUCCAUCCGUCCGACUAUCCGAAAAGGAGCCCGCUGAGGUCUGACACGGCCUGCUUCUUGGUCGUGGCGCUGUACUGGGGCUGGUACCGCCGCAUCAGACCCACCAACGCACCCAAAUCCAUGCUCUGAAGGCAUACACAAAGACACAUACACACGCAAAUGCCUUUGUUCUGGUGCUCGCAUCCAUUUGCACACAUACCUGCAGCUUGGUCUUGGUCAGCCGAUCGGUCGUCACGCACUCGACCAGCUCCUGCAUGCACCACGCCACAUCGCACACAGAUACACACUUCCAAGUGAGUAAGUUGUGCGCUUUGCUUACGUCGCAGUCUAUGAGUCGGGUGCGUCUGCCUUGCUCUGGCUGCGGCCACCUGGGCCCCAGGACGGUGAAGAAGUAGUACACGCCCUUGAACGCCGCCUUGUCCAAAUAAGGCGGCAAGUUGCGCAACUCAAUGUCCAGCACCGGUCCUACACACACACAUACACAUACAUCCCUCCGUUCACCUGUGUGCCUCGGUGGGUCUGUGCAUGUGCCUUCUGUGCUUACGGUCCCGAUAGCGGUCCUCUGUGAGGAAGUACUCGUGCUGCUGGAACACCACCUCGCCGCGUAUCUCGUCGAGUGGCGGCUCCCUGCCCUUCGGAUACGGCCCCGCCACACGGAUGGUCAGCAGCACCUCCAGCUUCUUGUGCCACAUCAUGCUCAGGUCGGGCAGCCGCACCGUCACCAUCGUCAGGGAGCAGUCGAUGUGCCGAAUCUGCAGCACGGCCGGCUGCGGCACGUGCAGGUCGUUGUACUGCUGUUGCUGCUGCUGUUGUCGCUGUUGCUGCUGGUGGUAUUGGUGGUGGUUGUGGUAGCCUGGCGGGGGAGGGGGCGGGGGCGGCGCUGCGUAUGCGUCCUGCUGUUUGGCUUUGGCGGACUCGUAGUUGGGCGGUGAGAUGUAGGAGAAUGGGAUGCCGGCGGGGAUGGGGCCGUACCUGGAGCCGUUGGGGUGACCCCAGCGCUUCCAAUCCUGUAGAUGACGACAGCCAGACAGGACAGCACACGCAUAACAUUCAUUCAGGUGCGGGUGUGGCUGCCUGUCUGUGUCUGUCUGUCUGUCUCUCCGUACGUAUGAUGCCAGGUCGAUGUUGGAAUUGUUGAGCUUCGCCUUGGCGCUGUCCUCGUGCAGACCAACCUGACACACGCAGGAUGCAGCACACGGCAUACAGCCCAACACACACAUAGCGCCCUUGCCCUCUGCCCUUCCAUGUCUCACCUACCUGCUUGAAGGCCUUGUCGGCGAGGGUCUUGCUCUCGGGCGUGGAAUACUUGUCGGGGUGCAGCUUGAACUUGAGCUUGCGGGCGUUCUUGUCCAACUGCAUCCAGACAUCAACACACUCACAAAUGUCGGCUGUUGGCCGGUCUGUGUGUGCGUGUCUGAGCCUCUGUUAUCGACCGAUGUGGUGGACAGCUUUUUGUCGGAGGGUGCGAAUCCGAAGCAGAAGAAGGGGUUCUCCUGGGCGUCGGGCAGCCGGUUGAGCCACGCCAUCACCUCACGCAGGAAGUGGUCUUGCUCUGCGAUGCGCGCCUCCUCCGCCAGACGCUGUGCCUCGUCACGCUCCUACACACAGACACAAAGAGACAGAGGGGUGCAUCCAUGGCAGGGGAGAGGGCAUGGUGGGUGCCCUGCGCACCUGAUCCUCUUGUCCUUUCUUGUCGCGUGCUGCUUGUUCAGCCAUCUUGUCAUCGUCAUACUUCUGCUUGGCCUUGUCGAACGCCGCCCUGGCCUCGGCAGCGCCCCUCACACACCCCUUGGCACCCUCCAGCGCCUCUACACGACCCUUGUACGCAAACAACAACUGCAGAAGGGCACAGACAGGGAUACAGAAGGCGAGUAUGCGCGGGUGCAUGGAUUGGUGUGUGGGUGUUGUGCUGACCACACUAUCAGGGGCCUCAGGGGCCAGCGAUAGCAUCUCCCUCAGUGUGCCAUUCGGGCGGUCGAGGACGUCCCGCACGGCCCCGAUGUGUUGCAUCACCGUGGCCACGGACUCGGUCUUCUUCUGCUGCAGCUGACUGGCCACUUGCUGGUCAGGCAGGCCCGACAAAUCUGCAUACAUACACGCAGACAUACUCAUACAGACAGAUGAGAAGCCGCACAAAUGGGGCGGAGGAAAGGGGGGCUGACCGAAUGUGAAGAGACCGAUGUCCUCCAAAUGGCCUUCAAACGCGGCACGAUCGUCUGCACAGACGAACACACAAAUCCAUUCAUCUUCGUAUGUGUGUUGUUCCCUUCCCCCGCCCUCCCUCCUCGCGAUGCCUUUACCUAUGGGGUCCGUGAGCUGCAGUGCGGCGUAGGGGUCGUCGGUCUUGGCCAGGUGCACCAGGCUCUGCAUCAGCCGCUGCAACUGCCGCUCCCGCUUCUCCAACUUCUCACGCAGCGCUCGCACCUCCCCAUCAUCCCUCGGCCCUCCCACCCCCGCCCCCAUACCAACAUUCGCCCCAGCCCCCUCGUCUACUUCCAUCUUGACACGGCCCCCGUCUGGCUCUGCUUGCUCUUGUGGUGGCGAGAUGCCCCGCGACGGCUCGCGUAUCUCCUCAUCGUCGCUGAGCAAGUCAAUGGUGAUGAAGCGGGACCUCUUGCCGGGCCGCUGGUCGUCGGGCGCCUCCCUCUUGACGCCCACUGACGAUGACGAUGAGCCAGAGGGGCGGCCGGGGCCCUCCUCCUCCUUGUCGACGUCAAUGUCCUCCAUCUUGACCUCGGUGUUGCCCUCCUGCUGGUCGAGCUUCGACAGGAAAUCUUGCAGCGCCUGCUCGGGGUCACGACCUGUAUCGUAAAGACAGCAGAGGCACAUGAUGACGCCAUGCCUGUUGAUUGACUUGUCACCUUCGAUGAGGGUUUCGGUCAUGGUGACGGCCAUGUUCUUGUUGCCGCCGUUCUGGUACAGAAUGAGGGCCAGCAGCAGGUCGGAGGGGAGCAGGUCCUUCUCGCGCUUCUUCUGACCAACGAAUGCCAUAUCAAGAAUGCGUCCAUGGUCGCAUCUCUCCAUGCAUCUUUCCUCUCUCCGAACCUUGUAUUGCGAUUUGAUGACCUUGAGGAGGCUGCGAUAGCUCUGUUUUGGGAACUGGCGCCGCAGACUCCGGAUGAUGACCAUCGCCUUCCUGUGCGUGGCGGCCACCUGCAGGUGCAGCGGCUGAUCUCUGCUGCCAUUCUGCGGCGAGUCAUUGCUGCUGCUGGUCCGCUGCUGCUGCUCCUCGGCGGGAGGCGACGCCGCCAUCGGACUCGAUGUCAUGGCUUCCAAACACUCAAUUAUGGUCCAUCUGUAAGGACCAAUCAGCAUCUACCAGCCAUCUUUC
This is a messenger RNA of Vitrella brassicaformis, 3484 nucleotides long. The record is from the annotation of a GenBank genome assembly. Lineage: Eukaryota; Vitrellaceae.